AUGAACGAAGACGUGGAUAUGGAUGCUCCCCAAAUAUCUACAUUGCGUGAAGAGGAGACCCCAGAGCCACAACCAGCGCGCACUUCAAAAUUCCGGGUCAAAUUACUUGUAAAUGAAGGCAAGCGAUCUGGCUCUUCUACCCGCAAAGAGGUUCGGGGAAGGAGCGAAGACGAAGAAGAUGAAGAAGACGAGGAAGAGGACCAGCUCAUUGAUGAUGAUGACGACGACGACGUCUCUCAACCCAUUCCCACUCCUGUUAUACCUAUUGUCCCAUCACUAACUUCACGAGGAUCGCCCUCCAAACGUGGUGGGAGGGGAAGAGGGGGUCGGCGAAAGGUAGCAGGAAGAGCGGAGUUGACGACGCCGGCAACAACGCUGAGUCCACAUGGCGAAAUACUGGAUGUAUCUAUUGCGGGUAGCAGCACGCCUUUAGUCACUCAGACCAUAACCAAAAAGAGGGGAGGAGCUGGCAAAGCUGUCACAGCACAGCGAGCCAUCAAAAGAAAACCCUCUAAAACAGCUAAGACGGGUAUCAUCGUACAAAGAGAUGAUGCGGAGAGCGUUAUCAGCGAAGGAACUGCAGCUUCCUCGCCGAUGCCACAUGAAGAACGUACACCAGAGCCCGAUAUUCCUAUCCCGUCUAUGGCACCGGUAGUUCCAGCGGAGGAGGGUGGGCUAGACGGCGUCCCGCUUCCUGUCUACCCUCUUCCAUCGAAGCCGUUUCCUGUGCAACCCCCUCCUAAAAUUGGUACUGGAUUUGCACCCGUCAUGCCUCUCGACAAAAGUGGCAAACCAGUGCGACGUUGGCGUCAGGUAAACCGUGAGGUGCGCGGCAUAGCCGGUGGUCGGUGGUUCACAAGGACUUGGGCAGGGGAGAAGGAGUCUGAGUUCGCGUCCGCUCAGGUUGCUGCGUCGCAAGCGCUUGUUCAGGCAGCUCAGUUGGCCACCGAACGAGAACACGCGUCGGCUGCAGCAUUAGCUGCGGCAGGCAUUACUUACCCACCGAAACUCGCCGCCCUUUCUGCUGCACCGUCUGGACGAGGUGCUAAGACAAAGGUCACAAAGAUUGAUGGAACACCGUCCAGUACUGUUCCUGCUUCUCGUGCAGACUCGGCGGUGCCUGAGAGCGCAUCUGCGCAUUCCGUUAAGAGGCGAGGUAGUGCGUUGGUCGCAGCAGAGGCUUCCGUCGUAUCCACAUCAGCCGUAUAA
Fibroporia radiculosa is the source of this 1209-nucleotide messenger RNA. RefSeq lists its product as uncharacterized. NCBI's taxonomy places the organism in Eukaryota, Fungi, Basidiomycota, Agaricomycetes, Polyporales, Fibroporiaceae. Bases 1 to 1209 code for a protein of 402 amino acids. The transcript is spliced from 4 exons. The record is from RefSeq and is a predicted model, not a curated record.